AUGGAAUAAGAAAAUAUAGGAGAUUUAUAAUAAAAAGAAUAAACAGAAAAUAAAAAUUAAUAAGAAUAAAACGAAGAAAUAUAAUAUGAUUAAAAGCUGGAAAUAAGAGAAUCUUCUUAUGCAGGAAGUUGGUACUCGAAUAAUGAACAUGAGUUAAAUAUUUAAAUUAACGUAUGGUUAGAUAUGGCAAAAUGUGAAAUUUAAAAUAUUUAGGCUGUAAAAGCUAUUAUUGUUCCUCAUGCAGGUUUUUCUUUUUCAGGUCCUACAUAAGCAUAUGCUUAUAAAUAUUUGAAAUAAUAUUGUCAUUAAAAAAAACUACGUGUAUUUUUAAUGGGUCCUUUCCAUUACAUUUUUAUUAGAUAAUGUGGAUUAUCAGGAAUGAAAGUAUAUGAAACUCCAGUAGGAAACAUAGAAAUAGAUUAAGAAACCAUAAAUGAAUUACGAGAAUUAGCUUAUUUUGAAACUACAGAUAAAGAUGCAGAAGAAGAAGAACAUUCAUUAGAAAUGUAACUAUGUUUUUUAAUUAAAACAUUAGGUGCUGAAAAUAUAAAAUUGAUACCUAUUAUGGUUGGUGCCCUUGAUUAAAGUUAGGAAACCUUAUAUGGAUAGAUUUUUAGUAAAUUUGUUGAUUAAGAUGACACUUUAUUUAUUGUUUCAACAGAUUUUUGUCACUGGGGAUAAAAGUAUAAAUAUACAUAUUUUAAUAAAGAUGAUGGGGAAAUUUAUGAACAAAUUGAAAAACUUGAUUAAAGAGGAAUGACAAUAAUCGAAAAACAUGAUAAUUAAGAAUUUAUAAGUUACUUAAAAGAAACUGAAAAUAAUAUUUGUGGAAGACAUGCUUUAUCUAUUUUAUUACAUGCAUUUAAUAAUAGUAAAUAUUCAAAAGAUAUUUAAACUCAUUUUGUUAGAUAUGCUUUAUCUAGUUUAGUUAAAGAUAAAUCAGAUUAAUCUGUAUCUUAUGCAUCAGCCGUAUCAAUUAUAGAGGAUUAAUGA
This is a messenger RNA of Ichthyophthirius multifiliis, 993 nucleotides long. RefSeq lists its product as hypothetical. The record is from RefSeq and is a predicted model, not a curated record. NCBI's taxonomy places the organism in Eukaryota, Ciliophora, Oligohymenophorea, Hymenostomatida. The transcript has 7 exons.